Messenger RNA from Austrofundulus limnaeus, 1460 nucleotides. It is a transcript of the gene msmo1, whose product is annotated as methylsterol monooxygenase 1. The transcript is spliced from 5 exons. Gene Ontology annotation, biological process: lipid biosynthetic process. Gene Ontology annotation, molecular function: iron ion binding; oxidoreductase activity. NCBI's taxonomy places the organism in Eukaryota, Metazoa, Chordata, Actinopteri, Cyprinodontiformes, Rivulidae. The coding region runs from base 50 to 925 and encodes 291 amino acids. The record is from RefSeq and is a predicted model, not a curated record.
UUCUUUCAACCUCCUUUCCGGACCCGCAGUCCUCUUGCAACCCUCCAUCAUGGCAGCGAACGGCACAGCCGACAUUUUGAGCUCGGCCUAUCUUGCAGUGGAGUACGUAGACGCUGUGCUGCCAGAGAACCCCCUGCACCCCUCCCUGAAACACGCCUGGGGCUACAUGAUGGACAACUACACCAAGUUCCAGAUUGCUACAUGGGGAUCCCUCUUCGUUCACGAGUUUAUCUAUUUCCUCUUCUGUUUGCCCGGAUUUUUCUUCCAGUUUAUACCCUUUAUGCAGAAGUACAAGAUUCAGCAGGACAAGCCAGAGACAUGGGAGAAACAGUGGAGGUGUUUAAAGAUGCUGCUGUUCAAUCAUUUCUGCAUCCAGUUUCCUUUAAUUUGUGGAACAUACUACUUCACCGAAUACUUCAACAUCCCGUACGACUGGGACUCAAUGCCACGCUGGACUUCUCUUCUGGCUCGCUGCUUUGGCUGCGCUGUCAUCGAGGACACCUGGCAUUAUUUCCUCCAUCGCAUUCUACACCACAGACGGAUCUACAAAUACAUCCACAAAGUCCACCAUGAGUUCACUGCUCCGUUCGGCAUGCAGGCCGAGUACGCACAUCCCGCCGAGACCAUCAUCCUCGGCGCUGGGUUCUUCAUCGGAAUCAUGAUCUUCUGUAAUCACAUGUUCUUCCUUUGGACCUGGGUGGCUUUCCGUCUGCUGGAGACUAUUGAUGUGCACAGCGGUUACGACAUCCCUCUGAACCCCCUCCACUUGAUCCCUUUCUACGCCGGCGCCCGUUUCCAUGACUUCCACCACAUGAACUUCGUCGGGAACUACGCCUCCACCUUCACCUGGUGGGAUAAACUUCUGAACACUGACAGCCAGUACAACAAGUACACGCAGAAAGAAGGAGAGAAGAAGGAGCAGUAAACCUGCUGAGCUUCUCCACACAGACAUUCACAGGUUCCUCAGAACCAGAGAGGAAAAAUCAGCACUGCUAAAUGACUGUAAAGGUGAACCCAAAUAUAAACCUGAACUUCUGAGAUCUGGUUCUGAAUCAAACAGCAUAUUUGACUUCAGUUUUCUUUCUGUGCCUUAAUAAAUAUAUAUAUAUACAUAUAUAUAUUUUCUCAGCAGCUAUUUGCUGGAUAAAAAACAUCGUUGCUUUUGUGCUUUGCUUGUCUUCAAUUGAAAAAAAAAAACAUUAUUGCAACCUAUCACUUUUGUUGUGAAAUGCUCGUUAACCUCUGAAUGUUUCAGCACUUUAUCACUUCCCCCUAAGUUGGUCUGAAUCAAAAUGAGYAUCUUCCAUUUUACAGCCUAGUCAAAUUGACAUUUACCUCUUCCACUUUCAAUUUUUUAUGGUUAUUAAAAUAAUCAGAUGUUCCUUAAUAUGUACAACAAAAACAGGUUUCUUUCUUCUAUAUUUGUUAUAUAAAAUAAAAACGUGACAUAAAAACUUUGC